AUUAUAAAAUAUACUUUAGGUAUUAGUUCAUCAAUUCAUAGAUUUAUAAAAUAUACUAUAAAUUUCCUUGUAAUGUUGAACUUGAUCACCCUUUGCUUUCAGAUCUCCCCUAACUGUAGCUAAUCCAAUAUUUAGGCAGUACUUUAAAACUGUCAGGUCCAACGGUCUUCUCUUUUCUUUUGCGAAGCUCAUUACCACAUUGUUUAGUACUAGAAGUUUUGUCCCAGCCGUAGCUAAAUCAUGGAGUGAUUUUCCUAAUAAUACAGCUGAACUUUGAAACUCCAGAAGUCAAAACUUGAUGCUAAAGCUCUUCUGCUGAGUUGGCUCACAUGAAUUACUCAUCAUAGAUUACUAGUUUUAUUCUUUGUAUAUUUCAUGUAUAGUUCAAUUUCUCAACUUAUUUAUUGUGAGGAUGAAUGGUAAAACUGCAUUCGAGAUUCAUUAACUGAUUGGGAAGAGUUGAUAUUUAAUAUGAAUCUAAUUUCAGUUUUUUUUUUACCAAGAUUCACGUGUAAAUAAUUACUAGAUGACUAAUUGUUCAUCCAACAACAGAGAAACAGUUUCCUCUCUCUCUCUCUCUCUCUCUCUCUCUCUACAGAUAUUCAGAGAAUUUGGAUACGUUGUUGUCUUUAGCACGUCUACAGUCCUGUACCUGAUAGGACUGCAGUAUUUAUUAUUUAUGAAGGAAACGCUUCCUCUCGAAAAAAGGGAAAAUGAUAUGUCGGUGGGGUUGCAAAUGAGGGAUGUAUACAGAAUCCCCAAGGAUCUUGUACAAACUGCUCUUGGAAAAGAUUGGUCUCGGUGCAUCUUUGCAGUACUUUUGCUAUUCACUUUCUUCGUUGCAUCCAUGUGCUUACAUCCUCCGUACUACUUGUUCUCAAGGCUUAUGUUUGACUGGGAUGCCACACAAUACUCCUACUGGGCGUCAUACAGAGAUUUUGUUGCUGGUGCAGCCAUGAUCAUACUCAUCCCAGUUCUUGUCAACCGUUUAAAGUUACGAGAUGUUGCCAUAGGGAUAACAGGUGGUGGAUCAGCAGUGUUCAUGUUUGUUCUCCUCGGCCAGAUUCGCAGCUCUGACAUGUUGUGGCUUAUGAUAAUAGCUCCCUUAAUUGGACUAUGGAAGCCUGGUGUUUAUGUUGCCCUUCGAGCCAUUUGGUCAAAAAUGGCAACUAGGCCACAAGAAUUAGGUAAACUUUUUGCUGCUCAGACAAUAAUUGGAGUGGCAGGUGAAGCAGUUUCUGGUCCCAUAUUCUCAGCGUUCUACAGUAUUACCCUGUACUCAUUUCAGGGAGCAUCUUUUCUUCUCUGUGCAAUCUUCUUCACUUUGGUAGUAUUUGGAAUUAGUUUCCUGAUCGUGUGUGGAAGAUAAUUUGCUGCGGCGACAGGUGGUAAAGUUGUUCCGGUUAGGAAGCUGAUUGACUGGCAAAGGAUGUUGAAGACACAGGCUGAGGUUUGAAGGAUGUCGAAGACAGGCUGAGGUGUGAAGGAUGUCGAAGGAACAGCAGGAUGAGGCACGAAGUUCUGGGUGAUGACAUUUCUGGGUCCAUUUCCACAAUCGUAUGUAGGAACAGGAUGAGUAAUACCUUCAAUUUUCUCUCCUUCGAUGCCUUCUGUAGUCUCUGAACAAGAAACCCGAUUUCCGUCUGAAGGUAAUUAUAGAAAAAUGGGGUCAAUCUCAGCACAAUCCUUCACAACCUUCAGUUGGAGAUUCCAGUAGGCCUCUCUGCGAUUUGGAUUCACCUGGCCAAUGGGAACCGGCCUGGCUGUUUCAGCAUGUGCAAUCACCUAAACAAAAAUAUAUUGGUCAUCACACAAAAGUAAUAAAUAUUUCAUUGGAAAAAUAAAACUCAGGAAAAAUUUUUUUUAAAAAAUGUGAGAUGGUUCUUAUUAGUAAUACAGUAUGGGGAAACAUUUAAAAAAGUUGUUACAACCAAAUUCUUGUGUUCAAAAUUAUAAUUGUUAGAAUAAUGUCAAUAUUGUAUUUUUUUAUUUUUAAUUAAAAAAAUGGAAAAUAAUGAAAUUUUAACCUUGUGAAGGGCACCGUCUUUGCUCUGUUGAUUAUGAUAUUUAAUUAUCAGGGGAAAAACACAACAUACAAACCAAUACAGGGAUGAACAAUUAUCUGUUUUAAUCCUAGCGUCUUGGGUUUUUCCUGACAGACGAUGUAUUUUCAGAGGAAUGGGUGCUCCUGCAGCCAUUCCCCCAACAUCCUCCCCUGGGAGCCUGAUAGGAUGACACAAGGAGUUUUCUUCCCACGAAGCUCCACAGAUCCUUCGUUGACCCUCUCAUCAUCCAUGGUCGACUCCUCCUCGUCGCCAAGUGUAUCCAUCUUGGAGUAGAAGUCUACGACAUGUUCCUCCUCGAUGUUAGUCGGGACCAAUGACGCUGACUGAGAUGAAUCUUUGCUAAAAUGCUUAAGGAACCAAUGGAGGUCAUCUGAACCAUGAGUGUCGGUGGCUGCUGCAGAUGUAUGUACUUGGCUCUGCUGGGUCCUUGUAUGUACUAUGCCACAACUUUCACAACAUUUUGUGACAUCAUUGAUGAUCCAACAAAGGGCACAGUGAGGAAAGCAGCUGAGGUCACAAGAGGUCAAGGUAGAAUGUUGACCUAAUGGCUGGGAUGCUGCCUUUUAUAGCUGGGGAUGCAAGUGUCACAAUGUGACUACAGCGCACCCAUACUGUAUGAGUUGAGGGGUUACCAAGUACAUUGCAUAUCCAGACACAGUACAUCAAGAUUGCUGCUUACGUCUGUCGUAAUCACAUUACGUCCGUCGAGAGGGCAUAAUGACUUUCGUACGUCAGCAUGACAUGGCGACUUUUGACAAUUGUCGUGGUUAGACCACGAAAACUACAUGCAGCAGCUUGUUGCCAUCAUUUGACGGGUGUUGUCAAACUCAAUGACUAUGUGACUGCGCAUGGAGACUUGAGCGUGUGUAAUAAUGUCGUAAUUCAGCCAUUACACAUGCAGUCUUGAAUCUCUGAUGUGUGAUUCGUCCUAUACAGUUAAUUUUGGCAACAACUUUUUUCUUUAAUUUACUAAUCUGUACUGGCCAUUUUACUAACAUUAUUCAAUACGUAUUACUAUUUACUAACUCAUAUUUUAUUGUAUUUUUUUUUAUUUUACUUUAUUUUAUUUUAUUCAACAUAAAUUGAGAGGUACUUAAUUCAUUUUUCUUUAGAAUUUUAUGAGAUUUUCUUUUGAGUUUGAUUUUUUUUAAGGGAUAUUUCCUCCACAACUCUGUCGUGUUUAGAGGUGUUGUUAGGAGUUAUGUUUAUUGUUUUUAAGAAUUAGCAAUUAACCUUAACUGAACUGCCAUUGAUUAUUCAAUCCCCCAGACACAUCAGCUGUAGUCAUUCAUAGAAUACACGCGAAUAUCUACAUAAUCAAAUUUUUGGGAAGGAAGGGAGAACAUGAUGCAUGUAACUUAUAAAAUUGGAUUGAAGUCACUGACAAAUUAAAUGAAACCAUAAGUUACCUUAACCUGUCAACAGUAGAUAUAAGGUGUUACAUUUUUUCUGAAGCCUGUAGAAGAAUUAAGAAUUGGGAAUAAUUGAAGCAAUAUUUGAGGAAAAUACAUACUAUACAUAUUGUACCGUACAUGAAGCUAAUCCUGCUAUCAACCUUGCAAAGAUAGUUUAAAUGAAGGCUGGAGAGUAGACAAAAGAAACUACUUCAGAAUGUGGUAACUAUUCAAAUGAAUGAGAUCAUUUAGUUUCAACCACAUAAUCACAUAAUCAUCAGACCUAUCUGUGUAGAUUUAAGACACCAACUAGGUAUCAGAACAUGGACCUAGGUAACUCAUGCUCACAUCAUAAGAGAACAGGGCACAGUGAUCAAGAUUGCAGGAGCAAGCCUAGAUAUAGAUCUGUCAUGAGGUAGAUUAUUGUAGUCAGGUUCCAGGCUAGCAUACCUAAUCCUCCUAACAGGAAUCAAAAUACUAACCAAGCUGCAAGUGUAAUUUACCAACCAGAUUAAGCAAUAUUAGAUGACUCAACAGUAAAUUUUUACACCACCAUUAUCAUGGACAUUCAUCCAUAACAGAGGAAAAGACCAAACAUCAAACUGAAGCCAAGUCACGAUUGUCAUUAAAGUUAACAUAGAAGAUGAAUCUGGUUAUAGUAUUCUUUGAUGCAGGUAGGCUCAAAAUCAUAAUCUCGAAAAGGUAUAUCAGGCAUAUUUUUCUCAGAUUUGAACUCAGUAGUAGACUGUAGAAUCAGAUGUUCACAGUAAUGGAAUCAGAAUAUAGUAGGAGAGUGAAAGGAUGUCACUCAUAGAGAAAGUUUGCACAUUUGUUAAUUGUUUAUACAACUAAGGCUAAAAAAAGGAUCACUAUUGAUAUACCUUGAGAGCAAUUAGUGAUUAAAAGGGGUCAUAAGACUUUAAGAAUAUACAUCUAUAUAAAAUAAUUAGAAGAAACUAGACUCAAUAAAACUCUGCUGAAAAAUAUUCUAAAGAAAGAUAAUACAGAGAAAAGGUAUAGAGUAAGUAGUAUGGGUUCUCAACAAAUUAGUGACAACUGAGAAUCUAGCCAAGAUAUCUUACUUGAAAUUAGAUAGAGAUUUAAGACUUACACUGAGAGAAAGUACUUGGAUAGAAUGUACAGUACAUCCAGUUUUUAGGGGAAGGAAAUUCUUACACUUAUAGAAGGAUCACAAGUAAAUGGAAUACAUAACUGUUACAGGUUUAAAUAGCUUUACAGGUUAUAAAUAACAGAGAACAUCUUAGAAGGAUACCAUUGUCUGGGUAGUGUUGGGCAUAGUUCCUGUGGUACCACCUUUGUGAAUUUCCCAAGCUCUUUUUUUGUGGUCAGUUUGUUAUUUGCUGAGACACCUUGAAGGGCAGAGGUUGUACUCCAUUUUCUGAGGCAUAACAACCCAGGAACUUGGAGGAAGAGGCCCUGAUGACACACUAAUCAAGACAGGUGACUACCAUUGCCUUGCAGAAAGGGUAGUACAGCCCGAUUUGUUUUUGGCUGUCGUCUUUCAGUGCAAGUAGUAUGGACCAGAAGACAUCCGUGUCCACCAGGAACCUCUGGAAGCAUGGUCAGCAAUGUAGAAACUGAAGAAAUUGACAUUUUUUGGUGCUGUGACCAUCUUGGUCGUUGUCCUCGUCAUUCCUGGCAUCACGUGUCAUUGCUGGUAGGUUGCAUAGCCUUAAAGGUCUCUAGCAAUCUGUCCGCCUAUCUAAGCAAGUCUUCCAUGGGUGUGCCCAUGACUUUGGGAAAGGGAGCUUUGAUGUUUGUUGGCAGAUGGUCAGCCAAACCUCUCAGAAUAAGAAGGAACUCAAGAUCAUCCUGGGAUGCCUUAUCUACUACAUCCUCAAGUAUAGUGCUUAAUAGAUCAAGGGCUAUGCUGGCACAGGUGGGUGGUGGCAAGGAGAAUUCUGUUAACAAGAAAUGUGGAAGUCUUCAUCAGUGAUCCUCACAACCACACGAUUCUGGAGAAGAGGGUGUUUGGGAUCACCUUGAGGACAUAAUCUGUCUUUUUAGCAGUGGAACUCUAUCUCCAGUCUUCAGAACCAGACUGAUGGUUUAAUCAUUGAGAAGUAGGGAACAAGAUAUAUAUAUACUGUUUUUAUGUAAGGACCUUUACUAGACUCAGAGAUCUGGAUAAACUAAUCCUUUAUAAUAGUAAUAAUUGUUUGAAACUUUGACAUCUAUGGUAUGCUUUGAACUUUACUAGAUUGUUUCUCCAGGAGUAGAUUUGGCCAUAUUUAGUCACUGGUUUUGAUAUGAGAACAGAGUUUAUCUUCUGUGCAAUUGAGGCAAUUUUCUAACACUUGUGAGACAGGUAGACAGAGCUGUAGUGCCAUAGUUACACUGUUAGUGGGUUUGUACUGGUAGGCGUGGCUAAAUUUGGUCUGUUAGUCAUCAGAGGUUUGGUAUGAGAAUUAUGCUGUCUGGCUUGUAGAGGACAGUAGGAGCCUUCAAGAGAAAGCAAACCAGAGCCAAGCACUGUAAUUAGUCUGUUAGUGGCUGGUUGCUGUUAGGUAAGGCAUUACUGGGAACCAUGCUGGUCCAACAGGAGGCUCAAAGUAGUCAUCAGUGUAGAGGUUGAUUCAUACAACAGGAUGCUUAUAGUGCACUUAUUUAUUGUUGAGAUUUGAUCCACUUUUGAUACAAUAUAUGCAGACAGAAACGUUGUUACAAUGGUAGGCCCGGUGUUGACCCAGGCCAAGUGACAGAUGAUGUGGGUGACGCACAAGAACGUGACUGUAAGAGAGCUCUGUGAUUAGCUGCCAAACUUUGUAGUGAAACCUGGGCUUGGCAAGAAAACUUAGAGAUUACAAUAUAUCAUCUAAUUUAUUAUCUGUACCUACCAAGGGAUUUGGCCAAAAUUUGGAAUGUGUAUUAUUUCUAUGUGAUAAAAUAACUAGUGCUUCAACUGCAAGGCUGAAAUUAUUUCCAGUUAAAUAGAAUCAUUAAAAUUAAAAUACAAUAUCAAUAAGAAACUUAUCAAGUUUAGGGUUGUAAUGAAAAAUGAAUACUACAUCAUUUCAGGUUCUGUGAGGUGUUCAUCCAGAGAUCGGAGAUGAAAACAACUCACUGGAUAUCUACUUAAAAAACAAAAUACUAUGACUUUUUAUAGCUUUUGAUUACUAAGGUAGGCAAAGUUAAGCAAGUAUCCACAUUCUUUUAGACUUUGACCAUAAUUGUUCAGCAACCUUCUAAAACACAUAAUAUUGUUAAUCUUAAAUUUCAGUUUAUAAAAGAAAGAAAGAACCAAGUUCUGAUUUGCAACUUCAAGGUUCAUUCCUUUGUAACUAUAACUCUUAAAUGUUUGAUAGCUUGUACUAUGUCAUAUCCUGGUGACAACAAGGUUUGCUAGUGAUGUUUGAAGUAACAAUUUUAGUUUUUGUCAUAGCAUCCCUAGUUUUGUAUUUUUCGUUCAUGUGCUUAUUGCUAAGUUUCAUCUGUGAGAAAUUAUAAUGUAUAAUGGGGAACAACUGUUAUUAAUAUGUAUAUACUUUAACAAUAUAACAGUCAUGAUUCUUA
This is a messenger RNA of Macrobrachium nipponense, 6994 nucleotides long. RefSeq lists its product as uncharacterized. The coding region runs from base 527 to 1369 and encodes 280 amino acids. Gene Ontology annotation, molecular function: transmembrane transporter activity. Gene Ontology annotation, biological process: transmembrane transport. Lineage: Eukaryota; Metazoa; Arthropoda; Malacostraca; Decapoda; Palaemonidae. The transcript is spliced from 7 exons. The record is from RefSeq and is a predicted model, not a curated record. Gene Ontology annotation, cellular component: membrane.